AGGGCGCGCCCCCCCCGAGCUGCCCCAGCGCCCCCCCGCUAUGGAGGGCUUCGCCGCCCGGAGUUACGGCACGGGAGGGCCGGACAACCGCCCUCUGUUCGGGGAGACCUCGACCAGGGACAGGAUCAUCAAUCUAGUUGUUGGCAGCCUGACGUUCCUGCUGCUUGUAGUCACUCUGAUCAGUGCUUUUGUCUUCCCACAACUACCUCCAAAACCUGUGAAUAUAUUUUUUGCUAUCUGCAUCUUCUUGUGUUGCAUUUCUGCUGGCAUACUUAUCUACUGGUAUCGACAGGGAGACCUGGAACCUAAAUUCAGGAACCUAAUUUACUAUGUAUUAUUCUCUAUUGUCAUGUUAUGUAUAUGUGCCAACCUGUACUUCCAUGAAGUGGGUAAAUGACAGGCAUUGGGAAUUCCAGCGAUGACGCUGCUGUGUCAGACUGCUUUCAGCUCAGCUCUCGGCUCUGCCUGAGACAUACAAACGAGUACAGUUAGCCUGAAAGAAGUGGAUUGUGCAAGGACAAAUCAGUACAUGAUUUUCAUGUAAAUGUAUAUGUAAUGUCCCUCUUGUUGGGGAGAAUUAUUGCCAUAAGAUGUGACAUCCUGCUUUUUUUUGAAGAGCUACUGUUGCACUUAAUGAACAUUCCAGUUGUACUGAUGUUUCUGAAUGGCACAAGCUUUUUCAUUUUUGGAAAAAAAAAAAUGCAUUUUUUAUUACUGUACAAAUAAACUGCAGCAUUGCAAGGAUCUGUAGCAAUAUAAAUAAAUGGCAUCUUACAGUUA
Messenger RNA from Centrocercus urophasianus (Greater sage-grouse), 780 nucleotides. It is a transcript of the gene TMEM243, whose product is annotated as transmembrane protein 243. Lineage: Eukaryota; Metazoa; Chordata; Aves; Galliformes; Phasianidae. Bases 41 to 397 code for a protein of 118 amino acids. The record is from RefSeq and is a predicted model, not a curated record. The transcript has 4 exons.